UUUGUCACGGGAUAAAAAUAUUUUGUUUUAAAAAGUUCAGUUCGAUCCAAUUUUUAGCCUUCACUGGCUUAACUUGGAACUAAGUUUUUGACAGAAGGAUCAAAAUUUUAUGAAUUAAUCUUAUAAAAUGUUACAUACAAGAGUAUGAUCAAUCAUCUUGGUGAAUGUCUCAGAGAAAAUAAUUGUGAAUAAACAAUAUGAAAAUGUCUGUUCUGAAUAAAGACUGGGACAUAAUAAAGGGGUUAGCAACAUUGCUGAGAGAUAAUGGAGACAAAAUUUUGCAUGGAGAGAGCAAGCUUUCACUGACCACUGUUUCUGUGAUUAUACUCAACAAGAGUUUCACAAAGAUCUGCGAUAUUGAUCAACACACAUCAUUUGAAGUGUUGCCCCAACACAACACUAAUGUGCCCCUCUACCAUGAUCUGCAGUUCCUCUAUGACUUCAUGCAGAAAACGCCAUCAUUGAAGUUGAUCCAUGGUGCUUAUACUAUCCAAGGUAAGGUAGAUGUUACCCCAUUCAGGUCUCUACAUGCACUGGAGAUCAAGAAGUCACCCAUUCACCUGAUAGUUGGUCUUCAGAAACUGAGACAAACAUUGAAAGAGGUUGCAUGCUCAAGAUGUCUUCACAACCUACAGGAACUGUUUGAGAGUUGUGCGGGUGAUAUGAGUUCUCCUAUGACAUGGCCAGAGUUGAUGUCUGCCAGGCUAAGCUAUAACAGUAUCCACUCUCUUGAUGGAUCCCUACGUCUCCUGCCCUCUCUGAGAAUGCUAGACCUCAGUCACAAUAACAUAAUAACUGUGGAAUCAUACCUCCAGUAUUUAACAGAGCUUGAGCACAUUAACCUUGCCUUCAACAGCCUUGAGGUGAUGCCAACAUUAGCAUUCAGUGCUAGGGCCAAGAUGAAGUCAGUAGUGCUACGAAAUAACAACCUCGACAACUUGGAUGGCCUGGAUGAGUUGAUCAACCUUACAGACUUAGAUGUUGGGGAUAACUGUAUAUCAGACUUCACCAAUCUCUCUACUCUCGCUGGACUCUUCCAUUUGCAACGUCUUUAUCUUGAGGGGAAUCCAUUGUCUUACCACAACCAGUACAGAGUAUUCACUUUGCACGCACUAGCUCCAUGUGUACAACAACAGGUUCACCUAGAUGGCAAGAUUGCUCAGACUAAUGAAAUAACAGUCCUCUCUAAAAUGCCACCUAUACCUGGUCAACGGAGACCUCCUAGAAUGUCUUCUUCAUCCAACAUGGCUGCCUCCAAUGGGCAUCAAUAUGAGGGGCUCUCUAGGGGAUUUGAGGACAGCCUUGACUCCACAACUGCAAAGUCAGAUGAUGCAGAAUCCCAGCUUGCAACAGGGAUAAAGCCUAAGGGUAAACGUAGCAAGAAAUUAAGAUCUGGUCGCAGAGGUUCACUCAAACCCAGGAAGGCUCCUAUCUCUGAUGCUGACACUGGUAUUGAAACAUCUUCCCCUGGCAGUUCUUUGGCCACAUCACCUGUAUCCUCUUCGAGCAUGGAGCACAAGAAGAUCAGAGAAGAGGUAGAGACAAUAAGGAUGCAGCUUGGACCCAACUGGCUACAGCAGAUCACUGCAAAGACUGAAAUCACAGCACAGAGAGAGAUCACCUCUCAGCAAGACACAGUUAACACUGAACAGUCAGCAACAUUUAGAAUAGGGACAUACCCUGAAACUGAAGAUGAUAUUUAUUUGAAUGAGAACCCUACAGGACAAAAUCUGGGCCGCUUAGCCACCCAAUCUGAAGCUCAUGAUCCUGUGUCCAAUGAUAGGGUAGAUGGUGAAGCUGAAGCUAUAGGUAGUAAAGAUGUGCUUGAGACAGUUGAGGACAACAAUGUUGUAUGGGGUAGAGGAACAAGUGUCCAGCCUGAAGAAUUUGGUCCUGAGAGUGAACCCUUCAUUGUUAGCCUACAAGAGGAUCCCUCCACACACAUGAUGCUCACCCUGGGGGUGCGCUACUUAUGGGAGAAGAACCUAGAUGGUGAUGUCAUAGAACAAUUAGACCUGAAAUCACUACUAGAGACCAAUGAGUCCCAUUUUGAACCUGAUAACAGGCCAAUUAUCACCAUGAACUUUGAUUAUGUCAAGAAAGAUCGCAAAGUGAGGAAAUACAUCAUGGAAGAUGAUUCUGCAUUGAAGUUGUUUACAGACAUGUUACAGCCAUUCUUGCAGGCAAGAGAGGCAAGCAACCAACUAAAGGACAUGUUACAGUGUCUAAAAUGUUCCACUGAGUUCCAUGCCUCUGGGGCAUCUAGGAGGGUCAAGAGGGCUUCUGAAACAGUUCCCACUGAUCUGGAUAAGUAUGAGCGACGCAAAUUACUGCAAAGUUGUCUCAAUGAGAUUCUUGUAUGCCCAUCAUGUGGCAGUGAGCAUAUUGUGGAACUUGAUCCUAUACACCUGGCCAAAGCCCAACAUUCUGCUACAAAUACUCCUGUGGGGUCUUUAACACAAGGAGACCCCUUAGCAACAUCAUCAAAAACUAACUCACCUUGGAAACCAAAGAAAACGGAUACGGCUGAUACUGAGAGUGUUGAUGCAUUGUCCUACCAAUCGUGUAAUAGCAAUACAAACACUCCAAACACCAGCCCUGUGAAGUCCUCACGCUCACAUUCUGUGGAUAUAACCAGUUCAAGAACUUUAAUCCAGUCAAGUGCCAGGAGUCUGUUUGAUACUGAUGUGUAUCAUACACCCAGAGAAGACUCUCUUAAUGAUAAAGCUCAAUUAAAACAACCUAGAAGUGCCAUAAACAACAACAUUACAGAGGAUGACCACAUUGAUGUGCUUUGUAAUCCUGAAUCGAGUGAUAUUAAUAUUGAAAACCGUAAUCAAGGGUCUAAAGUGCAAUUUAAGAAUAGUGACACUUUAAGUGAUCACACAGACUCGGGUCAAAGGUCACAGAAUCACCGGCGCAGGUUAGAUUCUGGUGGCAGUGACAUCACUGUUAUAAGCAAUCCAAGUCAGAGUAGUAUUGCUGUAAUUAACUCUAGUCAUGAGCUCCCUGUUGAACAGAGGUUGAACAAUCCAAUGUCAUCCAGUAAGUCUGUAACUGAUGAACUCAAUGUUUCAGCUGGAACUGUCAUGGUGCCACAAAUUGGAAAAUGUGUCAGUUCUGACCAUCUCACCUCUGUAAGCCCCAGUGGAUCACUCAGCAGUACUACUUGUACCAGUAUGGUGGCCAGUAUGUAUGAGAAUACAAGCAUGAUAGCAAGCAGCAAUGACAACACUAAUGACACACAGGAUAGCAGUCAAUCUAAAGAACAAGAGCCAACUGAAGAAAAUCAAAAGCAUAAACCAUUAGACACUCUAAGUGAUACUAGUUUUAAAAGUAUAGAAAGUAGUGUAGAAGGUGUGGAUAUUGAUGUUGUACAGUUAUCUGAUGAUGCUACAGAGGUGCUAUCAGGACUUCCAGGUGAAGGAGAGGGUGAUCUUGAUAUUGAUCCCAGGCCUGAAAGUGACCAGGGGGUUGGUACUGUUGAGCUAGUCAAACAAGCCAGUGGAGACUUCAGUCAGGUGGACCACAGACUGAAGCUCUAUCUUAUGAUGUCACUUUUCAAUGAUGAAGAGGACUGUGAACUUGUAUUGAAGACCAGUUUUGUUGCAUUCAGCAAUGGCCAAGAGAAAAAAGGUCUCGUAGUUGUCUCCUCUGAGAAUAUCUAUUUCCUCCAUAUUGCAAGGCCAGAAUGUGAGGAGCAACCUGAGAAGUGGCUAAAGUGUCUUGAGAAGCAACCACUAACUGAGGUCCACUAUGUAGAUGUAGGCCUCCAACAUCAAAGUUUACGUCUUGAGUUUGGUUCAGAGGCAGAGAGUUACAAACUCUUACUGCGGGAUGAGGCAAAAUGUAGGAAGUUUCUACGGCAACUAACAGGUAUCAUCCAGGGUAUAGCAUUCCACAGUGAGAGUAAACUAGAAGGUAUUGGGAAAAGUAACCUUGACACCUUACAUCAUAUCCUAGAAGAAGUUCUGCAUGCUGGUCAUGGUGGAACUGAUGAAGUCACAGAAGACACUUCUAAGAUCAAACUUUUUGUUUUGGCGUUUCUUAAAACAGGCGAACUAGACUCAAAAGGAAGUGCUAUUACAUUGUUUGAUUUUUAUGUCACCACCACAAGUGGUGACAUGUUGUUAUGGUCUCCAACUUUUUUGUGGAUGGUGUUUGGUGGUAAUGAGCAACUGAGUAGUGUCAGUAUUGUGGUGACGUCGCAAGAUAUAAUUCUCACACAGGAGGAUCAUCAUUGGCCCUUGCCUCGACACAGGAAGCAGGUGCUGCCCCCUGGAGCACAUUUCAAAGUCCUGGAUAAUCAGAAAAUCAAUGAAGUCUCUAACAUUGAUAUUUAUGAAGAUGACACCACCCAGCUGUCAAUAGUGUUUUUCAAUGAGGAAAAUGAUGAGGAAUGUUCUUGGCAUAUUGUCAUGGAGACAGCAUCAUCCUUAGAUACACUGCUGACAUCUAUCUGUAAGCCUUGGGAGGCAGAGUUUGGUGUUGAGCUUCAAGUGAAUAAACAAGAAAGUGUGCAGGGGCAGGAGCUAUAAAUUGGCAGUUGUAUGUUCAUCCAAGGAUUGCUUUCCUAUCCCAAAAAGAGACUCUACUAUUUUUUUAUGUUUCACAUUUUUACACUCAUGGAGCAGUUUAAGAUGGUCCUGUAUGGUAAAGAUAGAACCCUCACUUUGACAAUGAAGCGACUUUAGUGAAUUCCAGUUUGUGAAUGACCCUCAUUGAAAUAGUGACCUUUAAUGGAAAGAGUGGAUUAGAAUGAAAAAUGGCUAUUUGGUAUCACUAUCACUAAAACUGUAAAACAUGGAAAUAUUUCUGGAAUAUUUUGUUUUAACUUUACUUAAUUUUUCAAGUAUACAGUAGUUUGCAUUUUAUUCAUGAGGCCAUAAAACGUGUUUCCUACCAUUUUGUUUAAUUUUACCAUAUGCACAAUAUUCUUUGAUAUUAUAUUGAUAUACUACAACUGAUACAGGCUUUUUGAGUAUAAGACAGCUCUAUCUCAGUUUUUUGAAUUGCUCACAAUGUUUUUAUUUAAUGUUAUGGACAUUGUACAUCUGUAUAUGUAUGCAUGUAACCAUGAAGUUCAUGUGUUGAUUUAUAUUCAAAACCAACAUUUGGAAGAUAAAUUGUAUCCAAAUUCAACCCUAAUGAUGAUUAAUCCACUUGUAUACGUAUAUUGAAUUUAAUGCAACCAUUUUGUUAUGUGGUCUAUUC
Molecule: messenger RNA, 5214 nt
Organism: Owenia fusiformis
Lineage: Eukaryota; Metazoa; Annelida; Polychaeta; Sabellida; Oweniidae
Source: the annotation of a GenBank genome assembly